Naegleria lovaniensis is the source of this 261-nucleotide messenger RNA. RefSeq lists its product as uncharacterized. The record is from RefSeq and is a predicted model, not a curated record. The transcript has a single exon. NCBI's taxonomy places the organism in Eukaryota, Heterolobosea, Eutetramitea, Acrasida, Naegleriidae. Bases 1 to 261 code for a protein of 86 amino acids.
AUGACACAAUUUUCAGAACAAAAAACAACACAAGAUAUGGAACAAAACAUUGGCAAGAAAGAGGAAUUUAGCGGCAAUAAGGACAUCCUAAGCGGUGAAAAGAAUUUGAGUCAACAAGGUUUGAGCUCAAAUCUUAACAAGGAGGGCUCUGAAUUCAUGGGCGUUGGAGGUGAAAAGAGAGAUCAAGAUCUUAACCUCAACAAGGACAUCUCAUCAGGCAAGAGCACUGACGUUCCAAUUCAAAGAACCUCGAAUGUUUAA